This is a messenger RNA of Huiozyma naganishii CBS 8797, 1791 nucleotides long. RefSeq lists its product as uncharacterized. The transcript has a single exon. Gene Ontology annotation, biological process: poly(A)+ mRNA export from nucleus. Gene Ontology annotation, molecular function: protein binding; RNA binding. The record is from RefSeq and is a predicted model, not a curated record. Gene Ontology annotation, cellular component: nucleus. Bases 1 to 1791 code for a protein of 596 amino acids. Lineage: Eukaryota; Fungi; Ascomycota; Saccharomycetes; Saccharomycetales; Saccharomycetaceae.
AUGGACGGUUUCCGUAAUGGUACGGUGGGCCAGAGACCUGUAGGAAGGAUGAAAGUUGGCGUGCGAAAUUGGCAGAAUGCCACUUUGCCCGAUUUGGUGAACUUUGUAUCGAGAAACACAGGGAUUGCAUUGCUGGACCCGAUCGUAGAGGGCCCACUCGUGAUAGGGUACGUUGCGACGCCAAUGCAGGCGGACCAACUGGUGCGAUGGAGCGGUGUGAAUUUUGCUGGUGGGAAUCUGGUGUUUGAGGCGAUGGGAGCGGACACCGCGAACACGUCACACACGAUAGAGUUUCUGCGCAGCGUAGUGCUGAAACGGUACGACCCGACGACGAGACUGCUCAACUUGGGUGACCUGUACAGCGACCCGGACUUGCAGCAGAAGGGGAUGCUCUCCAGUGUCUCGACGCGGUCGAGGACAAUUCCUGCAUUGGUCAAGAUAGCCUCCCAGGACCCCGCAGUGGUUGUCGAGAGUAUAAACCUGGCAGGUAACAGACUGAAGGAUUUGGCCUGUUUGGAGUCGCUGCCGGAAAUGUUGCCCCGUUUGAAGAACCUGUGUCUGGCGAAUAACCUGCUGGCCUCCACGGGGCUGUUCGAGUUUUGGCGGCGCAAGUUCAGGGACUUGUCGGAACUGCUGAUGGUGAACAACCCGGUGACGAAGUACCGCGGGUACAAAUCCGACAUGCUCGCCAUAUUCCCCAAACUGGUGAUAUUGGACAGCGUAGUCGUUAGAGACGCCACCAAAGUGGAGGCCGUGUACAAGUUCCCCUUCCCACCAGCACAGUUCUUCUUUGAGGACAACCAACUGGGACCAACCAUCACAGACUUUGUCACCAACUUCCUCAACUGCUGGGACAGUGAUAGGAAUCAGCUUAUGGGGCUCUACAUGGAGCAAUCCCAGUUCUCUUUGUGUCUGGACUCCUCGGCAGUUGGUCGGAACGUCUCAGGAGCGGAUCAGAGCCCACCUUUUGGUCAUUACUUGACCCAAUCGAGAAAUACACUCAAAGUUAGCAGUGCGAAGACCUUGGAACAGAGACUAGGGUUUGGCCAGUCGCAGAUCAGUACAAUCUUUAGAUAUCUGCCCCGCUCAAGGCACCAUUUGUUGGAGCAACCGACAGAAUACAAAAUGGAAUCCUUCUCGUUCCCACAGGUCAACGGGUUUGUGGUCUGUCUACAUGGAUACUUUGAGGAGACGGAAGCACCAGAACUGAAACAGGAAAGCAGUCCAGCUAAACCAGGAAUGAGAACGAGAAGGUACGCUAACAACUUCAAUUCGAAUACGAAGACUAAACUAAGUAAAAAGAGCUUUGAUAGAGUAUGGACGAUUGUACCAGUAUCCAACGGCGGAUUGGUGAUAGCAUCGGAACUCCUUACCGUGAGGGCGUACGCGCCGAACGCGUGGUCGAUACCCCUGUCGCAGUCGAAGGACAGCUCUCUACUCACCUCUCCUCCCGCAGGGUAUCAACCGCUUCCGUCGAUAAGCGCCUCGGCAUCACCGGGGAUUCCGCCGCCAAUGUCUGCUGGAACACCCAUUACACCAACGGCAGCAGGCGGUGCAAUGUCGCCCCCGACGGCAGUCGGAACAAGUAUGUCAACAUUCCAAAUCCCACCAGAUGUCCAAGCUCGUCUGAAUCCAAUGCAAUUGGACACAUUGGCGAAGAUCCACCAAUUAACAAAGCUGAACGCAGAGUAUACGUUCAUGCUGGCAGAGCAAAGUGGCUGGAAUUUGGAGGUCGCGAUGACGAAUUUCCAGAAUAGUGCGGCCACACUACCGGCAAAUGCGUUUACCUGA